Molecule: messenger RNA, 777 nt
Organism: Plasmodium gallinaceum
Lineage: Eukaryota; Apicomplexa; Aconoidasida; Haemosporida; Plasmodiidae
Product: conserved Plasmodium protein, unknown function
Exons: 10
Coding region: 1-777 (258 amino acids)
Source: RefSeq, a predicted model, not a curated record
AUGAAAACUAUAUUUCAGUUCCUUUUUUUAUCCUUAUUUAUAAAGAAUUUCUUCUGCCAAAAUAAAGAAGGAGAAAUUGAUAAGAUUCAUCAAAAUAACUUUAAUUCAUCACCAAAUAUUAUAAUUGCCGUAAAUAAACCACAAACUAAAAAGAUUUCUCCUAUUAAUGAAAAUAAUAUUUAUAUAAAUAGAAAAAAGCAGAAUAAACUUGAAAAUAUUAUAAAUAAUGUGGAAGAGUUGUUACAAAAUAUUAAUGAUAAUAAAAAUAAAUUAGUAGAAAACGCAAAUGGGAGAAAUUACGGAUUAAAUAUGGAAACUGAAAUUAUUAAUGCAAAUGAUGAAAAUGUUUUAAAUAUAUUAUUAAAUGGAAAAUAUAAUUUAAAUAAGGAAAAAAAAAAUUUUUCAGCACCUAUAAUUAUGGUUUUUCCUCAACCAUUAACAAAUCAGGAAAUAAUAGAUUAUGAAAAAUAUAAAGAAUUAAUAAAAAGUUUAAAAAAGACCAAAAAUUUACUAUUAAAAGUGGGUUAUUUUGAAAAAUUAUCUGAUAUUAAAAGCAAAAAUAAAAAAGAAGCUACUAAAGAAAUAGAAAAUACAAUAAAAAUUAUUGAAAAGUCAAUUUCAAGAAGACACAUUAUAGAUGAAAUAUUAGAAGAAAUAUAUGAUGAACAUAGAAAUGAAGAUAAAAAUAUCAAAAAAUUAAAAAAUGAAAGUGAAUUCUUAAAACAAAAGAUAAAUGUUUUGAAUGAAAAAAUUAGAAAAUUAGGAUAUAUAAUUUAG